Molecule: messenger RNA, 705 nt
Organism: Fusarium pseudograminearum CS3096
Lineage: Eukaryota; Fungi; Ascomycota; Sordariomycetes; Hypocreales; Nectriaceae
Exons: 1
Coding region: 1-705 (234 amino acids)
Biological process (GO): pyrimidine ribonucleoside biosynthetic process; 'de novo' pyrimidine nucleobase biosynthetic process; pyrimidine nucleotide biosynthetic process
Cellular component (GO): cytoplasm
Molecular function (GO): orotate phosphoribosyltransferase activity
Source: RefSeq, a predicted model, not a curated record
AUGUCAGCUCAACUCGCUCCUUACAAGCAAGAGUUUUUGCAGGCCGCCAUCGCUGGCGAGAUCCUCAAGUUUGGCAGCUUCGAGCUCAAGUCAAAGCGCAUCUCACCCUACUUCUUCAACGCCGGCCUCUUCCACACUGCUCGUCUCGCCGGCGCUAUCGCUACUGCCUUUGCAAAGUCCAUCUCCGAGGCCCAGAAGGAGAACGGUCUUGACUUCGACAUCAUCUUCGGCCCCGCUUACAAGGGAAUUCCUCUGGCUUCUUCCAUUGCUGUUAAGCUCGGCGAGAUCGCCCCCGAGAACCUCGAUCGUGUGUCGUACUCCUUCGAUCGCAAGGAGGCUAAGGACCACGGUGAGGGAGGCAACAUCGUCGGUGCGCCUCUCAAGGGCAAGAAGAUUCUUAUCGUCGACGAUGUCAUCACUGCUGGUACCGCUAAGCGAGAGGCUAUUGACAAGAUCCGAAAGGCGGGUGGUAUCGUUGUUGGUAUCGUCGUUGCCCUUGACCGUAUGGAGAAGCUCCCUGCUACCGACGGCGACGAGUCCAAGCCCGGCCCCAGCGCCAUUGGCGAGUUGAGGAAGGAGUUUGACAUUCCCAUCUUCGCUAUCUUGACCCUCGACGACAUUAUCGCUGGCAUGAAGAACUUUGCUUCUGAGGAGGACAUCAAGCGAACUGAGGAAUACCGCCUCAAGUACAAGGCCAGCGACUAA